This is a messenger RNA of Lutzomyia longipalpis, 3068 nucleotides long. RefSeq lists its product as uncharacterized. Gene Ontology annotation, biological process: proteolysis. Lineage: Eukaryota; Metazoa; Arthropoda; Insecta; Diptera; Psychodidae. Bases 193 to 2931 code for a protein of 912 amino acids. Gene Ontology annotation, molecular function: serine-type endopeptidase activity. The record is from RefSeq and is a predicted model, not a curated record. The transcript has 9 exons.
AGCACUUUAGUCAGUCGUUCGAGUUGCUUCACAGCGAUCGGACAUACCCUGCAGAUCAGUCUGCAAGUUUAAAAUCUUUCUACUUUGUCUCAAUAAAUCAGAUUUCUUGUGAGUUUUCCGGUUUUGAUUGGUUUUUCCCCUGCAACGGCCAUCCUGACUGUUUUUACUUUCAGGACCUAAAAAGGUCAAAAAAUGCAACACCUAAGGCUGACUCUUGUGCUCGUGACCACGCUCGCCGUGGGGCUGAAAGCACAGAGCGACACUGGAAGCCUCGAUGACCUCAUCAACCAGAUCUUCACGUCAACGCCGGGGAUCGGUGGAAAGGAUCCAGUGGUCACUCCUGCACCCCCAACGCAGCGUCCCCCAACCCAGCGUCCUGCCACAAUUCCACCUAUUCCAUCAGAGAAACCAAUUCAGACUUGCGAUGGAGGUGAAUGCGUGCCAUACUAUCGAUGCUCCCAGGAUGGCAAUAUCAUUACAACUGGUGAUGGUUUGUUGGAUAUUAGGAUUGAUGUUGAGGACGAACCACGCCCGUGUCCAGAUUAUUUCGAAAAAUGCUGUGCUUUAAAGGAUAAGCAAGUGAAACCCAUUCUCCCACCCGUGCAGAUCCGUGAAGGAUGUGGCAAUCGGAAUCAAGAUGGAAUAGGCUUCCGUAUCACCGGUGACAAGGAUAAUGAGGCGCAAUUUGGCGAGUUCCCGUGGAUGAUCGCGAUUCUCAAGGAGGAACAAGCUAUUUCGCAAACCCUCAAUGUCUAUCAGUGCGGCGGCAGUCUUAUCCAUCCCCAAGUUGUUCUUACGGCUGCUCACUGUGUCGAUGGGAAGCAACCCAAUGUCCUGAAGGUUCGUGCUGGAGAAUGGGAUACGCAGACAAAGAAUGAAAUUUACGCACAUCAGGAUCGCGAAGUUGAGAGCUUUAUCAUCCAUCAGGACUACUACAAGGGUGCACUGUUCAAUGAUAUUGCCCUCCUGUUCCUCAAGACGCCUCUUGAUCUUGCUGAAAAUGUUCAGACGGUCUGCUUGCCGCCACAGGACUUUAAUUUCGACACAUCACGUUGCUAUGCUUCUGGAUGGGGUAAGGAUGUCUUCGGCAAGGAAGGCAAGUACCAGGUGAUCCUCAAGAAGAUCGAUCUACCCAUUGUACCCCAUGAACCGUGCCAGAGUGCUCUGCGUACAACACGCCUUGGGCGCUUCUUUGAACUUCACGACAGCUUCAUCUGCGCCGGUGGGGAACCAAUGAAGGACACAUGCAAAGGUGAUGGAGGUUCUCCACUUGCAUGCCCCUCUGGACCAGCAUCAACACGCUACUACCAAGCUGGUAUUGUGGCAUGGGGUAUUGGAUGUGGUGAGAAGCAAAUUCCAGGUGUCUACGUGAAUGUUGCACACUUCCGCAAUUGGAUCGAUGAACAAAUGAACCUCAAGAGAUUCGGCACUAAGUCCUAUACUCUAUCACUCCGUGCGUGUCUUUUGGUGCUCCUUGUUGGCAGUGGGUGUUGCCAGGACUCCCUCAAUGAUCGCGUUCAGUCAGUUUUUGGUACUGGAGGAACACCAGGAAGACCGGCAAGUCCCGGAAAUGCCACCAGCACAUUAAGUCAAACAGGCGGAUUUGGUGAAAUUGUUACACCUGAACCCAUAGUUGAGUUAGAGGAACCUUCACCUGGGAUGACACUGAAAAUCCUGACCAAACCACUUCUGGUCGGUUUGAAUCUCAUUGUAGUUCAUCCCAGGGUGCUUCCGAGGCGUCUUGGGGGUAACAUUACCGGCCACGGACACAGAGUGCUUCUUAAUAGUGAAUAUCAAAAAUCCGUGUUUUGUAUCCCUUGCGGUCCAUUGGGUCAUAUGCUGACCCAAAGCUUUUCCGGAAAAUCCCCAACACAAACGCCACAAAUCCUGACCACAGACAGUGGGGAACAAUGUAAAUGUGUCCCCUACUACCUGUGUGAUCCUACAACCAAAUCAACACGCACAGAUGGACAACUUGAUGGAUUUGGGAUCAUUGACAUCCGUUUUGAUCCACGAACAUGCCAAGAUGUGCUGGAUGUGUGCUGUUUGGAGGGAAAGGAACGCGAAAAACCCAUCGUUGUACCACCAGUUACAACCCAGCCGGAUCGUCCGCGUGGUUGUGGAAUACGGAAUGUUGGAGGGUUGGAUUUUACCCUCAGCGGAAAUACGAAUGAAGCAGGUUUUGGGGAAUUCCCAUGGACAGUUGCUCUAAUUCGCAUCCGGGAUGAUUCUUGCUUGUGCGGUGGAUCGCUGAUUCAUCCGAGAGUCGUUCUCACAGGAAAUCACUGCGUACGCCAAAUUCCAGCCAAUGAUAUCAAGGUUAGAGCUGGAGAAUGGGAUACGCAAACCACGAAGGAACGUCUACCGUAUCAGGAGCGCAAUGUUAUGCAAGCAAUUACCCAUCCCAGCUACAAUGUGAGGACACUGGCUAACAAUAUUGCCCUUCUGGUACUCACAACGCCAUUCACACUGAUGGAUCACAUUAAUCCCAUCUGCUUGCCACAGCAGAACUUCCAAUCAACAAGUGAUUCCUGCUUUGCCAGUGGAUGGGGUAAAGAUGUAUUUGGAAAGGCGGGAAAGUACAGUGUGAUAAUGAAGCGUGUUCAACUCCCAAUGGUACCAUUCAGGCAGUGUGAGACAGCUCUACAGAAAACUCGCUUAGGUCCCUCAUUCCGUUUGGAUUCCACAUUUGUCUGCGCCGGUGGGAUUCCUGGCAUCGAUACGUGUACCGGUGAUGGUGGAGCACCCCUUGUGUGUCCCAUUGGGGCCUCCACAAGCAACAGAUACGUCCAAACAGGCAUUGUUUCCUGGGGUAUUGGAUGCAAAGAAGAUCAUCCGGCUGUUUACACGCACGUAGCACUCUUCCGCAACUGGAUUGACAUGCAAAUGAAUAGUCUGGGACUCGAUACGAGUUCUUAUACACCUCAGUGAUGACACUACAGCAAAAGAUCCUCCAGGAAUUCAUUAAACUCCUCUUCACGGCUCUUGUCCUCCACGGGGACGUCUGUGAGAAGAAAAAAUCAGCAUUUUAAUUUCAUAUAAUAGAAAUAAAAUUAAGUCUUAAGAUA